GCACUCGACGGAGAUAUACUGCCAUCGACAUAUUCGGAUUUUUCGAACCUUUAUAUCUGCUCUUUCAACCUUUAACUCAUAUCAAUCUCUCCAAAAUGCCUCCCAAGCGUGUUGUCGUUCAAUCCGGUCGCCGCGAUCAAGAACAAGCCGGUCUUUUCGGCGCCACAUAUAAGGAGAUCACCAACCCAGAGAACGCCACCAUUGUGAGGAGUAUUGUCAUCUUCAGUGCCGCCGUUGCCUUCUUCCACAGCAGUUUGAGCGAGUUCCUCAUUCCUCCUCUAUAAAUGCUCUCACUGCAACCAGCUCCCCGAAUAUCCUGCCUUCCGCUCCCAUCGCAAACCGACGACAGAGCCUGUACAGUUAGCUCCCUCUGACGUACAAUAAAAGUGCUCACGAGGCUUUUGCGAAAUUCAUGAAUAAUAUCCUCGUUCCACGAAAAUGGAGCGGGCCUUGUACUAUAGUCUGUUUUGAUAAUAACGUGUGUUUUGGUAGUCAUGGUUGAAUCAAUAUUACACGUUCCAUACAUCUUUUUC
Molecule: messenger RNA, 533 nt
Organism: Talaromyces stipitatus ATCC 10500
Lineage: Eukaryota; Fungi; Ascomycota; Eurotiomycetes; Eurotiales; Trichocomaceae
Product: TOM core complex subunit Tom6, putative
Exons: 3
Coding region: 96-284 (62 amino acids)
Source: RefSeq, a predicted model, not a curated record